AUGGCAGACGCAUCUUCAGUCUCCCCGCCGUUGAGCGAGGCUUUCGGCUACGGAAUCUUGAUAGGUUUGGGGAUUGCUUUUGCGUUGUUUAUGAUCGUUGCCACGUGGGCAUUGAAACGGUACCACAACGAGGUUCAAACAUCGGAAGCCUUCAAUACCGCCGGGCGUACUGUCAAAUCAGGUCUGGUGGCUAGCGCAGUCGUCAGCAGUUGGACAUGGGCCGCGACAUUGCUGCAAUCUUCCGGGGUUGCAUACAACUAUGGGAUUUCAGGUCCUUUUUGGUACGCCUCGGGGGCGACAGUUCAGAUUAUUCUUUUCGCAACCCUGGCUAUUGAAUUGAAGAGACGUGCACCUAAUGCACAUACCUUUCUUGAAGCUGUCCGUGCCCGAUAUGGCAAGAUUACACACUUGGUCUUCCUUACCUUUGGUUUGAUGACAAACAUCUUGGUCACGGCAAUGCUCGUCACGGGCGGCAGUGCCGUCGUUGAAUCCUUGAGCGGUGUCCCAACCGCAGCUGGUAGCUUUUUAUUGCCGUUCGGGGUCGUUCUUUACACAAUCUUCGGUGGAUUGAAGGCAACCCUCCUCUCUGACUGGACUCACGGCCUUGUUGUUCUGGUGAUUAUAAUACUCUUCAGCUUUUCAGCUUAUGCAACGAAUGAAGAGCUAGGGUCUCCUGGCAGAGUAUGGGACCUGCUGGUUGAAGCUUCUGCACGACACCCUGUUGAUGGAAAUCGAGAAGGAAGCUACCUCACCAUGCGGAGUCAUGGUGGCGCAAUAUUUUUCGUCAUCAACAUCGUAGGAAACUUUGGUACUGUCUUCCUCGACAAUGGCUACUACAAUAAGGCAAUCGCUGCCUCUCCUGUGGACGCUUUGCCAGUCACUUCCACUGACUUGUACUCAGGUCUUUCAUGGUUCGCCAUUCCCUGGUUAUGUGCUACCACCAUGGGUCUUGCAGCACUGGCGCUAGAGAACUCUCCAUCUUUCCCGACCUUCCCAGAACGAAUUCCCCCUUCCGAAGUUUCAGCAGGCCUUGUCCUACCAUACGCCUCACAGGCUCUACUUGGCUCAGGAGGUGCAGCAGCGUCCUUCCUGCUCAUUUUCUUUGCUGUCACCUCGGCAUACUCUUCAGAACUUAUUGCGGUGUCCUCGAUUUUCACCUACGAUAUAUAUCAGACAUAUAUCAAUCCAAAUGCUAACGGCAAGUUCCUCAUCAGGAUGUCUCACCUCAGUUGUAUUGUCUAUGCUCUGAUUAUGGCUGGAUUCGGAAUUGGCCUUUUUUAUGCCGGUGUUGGCAUGGGCUAUCUAUAUCUUAUGAUGGGCUGCAUCAUUUCGUCAGCGGUCAUUCCAGCUACCCUGACACUAACCUGGAAGGAUCAGAAUUGGAUCGCCGCCGCGGUUUCCCCUGUGCUUGGACUUGCUUGCUCGCUUACCGCAUGGCUCGUUACUGCGAGACGAGAAUGUGGCGAGCUUACGAUUGCGUGUACCGGAAGUAACUACCCAAUGUUGGCUGGGAAUGUUACCGCACUACUAAGUCCGCUCAUCUUCGUCCCUGUCCUAACGUACUCGUUCGGACGUCAGAACUACGACUGGCAAUCAAUGAAGACCAUUCGUCGUGGAGAUGACUCUGAACUCAUCCGACGUUCCAGCAUCGACCCCGAGGUGGUUCAUGCACAUGUCGAUUUCACCAACGACGAGCAGGAACAAGCUCAUCUCAAUCGAGCCGCGAAAAUUGCCAGAGUCAUGACGGUGGUAAUGACAUUAUGCUUCCUCAUUCUUUGGCCAAUGCCACUGUACGGAUCCGGCUAUAUCUUCAGCAAACCCUUCUUCACAGGCUGGGUCGUGGUCGGCUUCAUAUGGAUAUUCUGUACUACUGCUUGUGUGGGCGUCUUCCCUCUAUGGCAAGGUCGUAAGACUAUGACUCAUAUCACCAAGGCGAUGUGGGAUGAUCUGACUGGGAAGAAAUCUCCGGCGUUCUACGGGACUGAGAGUCGCGAGGCCAGGGGGAAUCCGAACGCGCUCACGACCGAGAUGUUCACGGCUGAUAAAGCAGACUAG
Molecule: messenger RNA, 2055 nt
Organism: Capronia coronata CBS 617.96
Lineage: Eukaryota; Fungi; Ascomycota; Eurotiomycetes; Chaetothyriales; Herpotrichiellaceae
Exons: 5
Coding region: 1-2055 (684 amino acids)
Biological process (GO): spermidine transport; putrescine transport; urea transmembrane transport
Cellular component (GO): plasma membrane
Molecular function (GO): urea transmembrane transporter activity; putrescine transmembrane transporter activity; spermidine transmembrane transporter activity
Source: RefSeq, a predicted model, not a curated record